Zingiber officinale is the source of this 2666-nucleotide messenger RNA. RefSeq names its product ankyrin repeat domain-containing protein 13C-A-like. Gene Ontology annotation, cellular component: cytoplasm. NCBI's taxonomy places the organism in Eukaryota, Viridiplantae, Streptophyta, Magnoliopsida, Zingiberales, Zingiberaceae. Bases 581 to 2428 code for a protein of 615 amino acids. The transcript has 4 exons. The record is from RefSeq and is a predicted model, not a curated record. Gene Ontology annotation, molecular function: protein binding.
UAUCGCAGUGCCAGAAAAAGCAAAUGGUAUUCUCGUGAUUCCCUCGCAAAAUAAAUCCCAUCCUUUUCCUCUUUGUCCUUCCCUUCUUCCUCUCUCUCUCUAUAGAGAAAGAGAGCGCUCCUCUCCUCUUCCCAUCAUAAACGAAUAGAUUCGGUUCUGGAGAUCAACCUCCGAUUUUCUCUCUGGCAAUUGAUAUUUUUGUCGCAAUCGUCUCAGAUCUUUCUUCCUGAAGCUGCCCGCCGAUUCCUUUUUCGGAAUUCCUGCCCUCAUCUGUACAUACAAAUCGCCUGAGCUUUUCUCGCAUUCUUGGUUGAUUUCGUCGUCCAAUUGCACUAGUGGACGCUAUUCUUUCUCUUCGGAAUGACGCAAUAGAUUCCUGCGAAGGCUAGAGGUAAUACAGUUUCGAUCUGUGAUCUCUUUCAAGCCUUCUAGGGGAUUUUUUUUUUUUAAAAAAAAAAAAUAGUGGAUCUGUUGAUUUAGAGCGCAAAAUGAGCGAUUUUGCUUCGUUUUGGUAGAUGAGUUGCUUCAUGUCGUAGGGAAGAGGGUAAGAGAGAGAGAGAGGGAGGAGGGGAAUGUUGGGAUGGAGGAUCCAUCUAUGUACAGUCACAGUCCGGCCCAUCUCGCCGUAUUACGAAGAGACCAUGCAGGCCUCAAGCGGAUCGUCGCCGCACUCCCUCGCCUCCCCAAGGCUGGGGAGGUCACCACUGAGGAGGAAUCCCUUGCUGGCGAGCUCACAGCCGAUUCUGUCUCCGCGACCAUUGACCGUCGUGAUGUUCCCCAUAGGGAGACCCCUCUUCACCUUGCUGUCCGGCUUCGUGACCCUAUCUCUGCUAAGAUUCUCAUGUCAGCUGGCGCUGAUUGGUCGCUUCAGAACGAGAAUGGCUGGUCUGCGCUCCAGGAGGCUGUUUGCAUCCGUGAGGAUUCAAUUGCCUUGAUCAUUGCUCGCCACUACCAACCCCUUGCUUGGGCUAAGUGGUGCCGUCGUCUCCCUCGCAUUGUUUCAUCCAUUGCACGGAUCCAGGAUUUCUAUAUGGAGAUCACAUUCAACUUUGAGAGCUCAGUUAUCCCAUUUAUUGGAAGGAUUGCACCAUCUGAUACUUAUCGAAUAUGGAAACGAGGUUCAAAUCUCAGAGCUGAUAUGACAUUGGCAGGGUUUGAUGGAUUCCGAAUCCAGCGAGCUGACCAGACAUUCCUCUUCCUUGGUCAGGGUGCUCCUGCUGAGAGUGGGCAUCCACAGCUGCCUGUUGGGUCUCUAAUUGUGCUUGCUCAUAAAGAGAAAGAGAUCACAAAUGCACUUGAAGGAGCUGGAGCCAAGCCCACAGAAGCAGAGGUGGCUCGUGAGGUUGCUUUGAUGUCUCAGACAAAUAUGUACAGGCCAGGAAUUGACGUUACACAAGCUGAGCUCAUCCCUCAUCUGAAUUGGCGGCGACAUGAUAAAUCUGAAAUGGUUGGGAAUUGGAAAAGUAAGGUCUAUGAUAUGCUGAAUGUGAUGGUGAGUGUCAAGUCAAGACGGGUCCCUGGUGCUAUGACUGAUGAGGAGUUAUUCAACAUGGACAAUGAUGAAAGGAGGGCCAAUGGUGGAGAUGUUGACGGGGAGCUCGAUGAAAUAUUGACACCAGAGGAGAGGGUGCAGUUGGAUUCAGCACUUCAGAUCAGUAAUUCUCAGGGUUUUGAUGAAUUGGAAGGAAAUAAUGGGACACAUGAAAGUAUAGUAAACUCUGAAUCAAGUGGUGUUCCCAAGGAAAAGAAAAACUGGUCAGUAUGGAGUAACAAAAGAACUUUGAAGAAUAAUGGAGUUGAAGAUACAGAUGACACAAAAAAUUUCCAUUCAAAAUUUCCUGAUAAUGGACAUCAUAAAGACAAAUUAACAAAAGAAAAAACGGAUGCUAAGAAGGGGAAUGAAAAAAGCACAAAGAAGAAGAGUGGUCACAGUGAAUCUAGCAAACAUGAAAGUGAAUUCAAGAAAGGUUUGAGACCAAUUUUGUGGUUGACUCCUGAUUUCCCUUUGAAGACGGAUGAGCUUCUUCCUUUACUUGAUGUCUUAGCUAACAAGGUCAAGGCUGUGAGGAGGCUCAGGGAGCUUUUAACCACAAAGCUGCCUCAAGGCACAUUUCCAGUUAAGUUGGCCAUUCCAAUCGUCCCUACUAUCCGGGUCCUCAUCACCUUCACUAAAUUUGAAGAGCUACAACAAUCUGAUGAAUUUUCAACCCCUCCUUCCAGCCCCACUCAUUUCCAGGAAAACAAAGUCAAGGAAACAGAAGAAUCAGGUUCCUGGUAUUCAUGGAUGAGAGAAUAUACCUGGAUUGACGCAAAGGAAAAGAAACGUCGACGGAAGUCCAAGAAGGGAGGAAAGAGCAAGCAAGGUGCCGGUAGAAAUCAAUCCUCAAAAACUACAGAUGAUUACCAACUGAUGGAUGGUUUCGUAUAGCAAAUUGAGUGUUGUACAUCAGGUAAGUUAGGUGAUUUAACAAGGAACUGAUAUGCAUCCAUAAUUUCAUGUUCAUUUCUAUUUUUCUGAGAGGUGAUGGACUUGGUGACGUGCUUUUGUAGUUCCAGUUUUCCACUAGUAAUCGGCAAUAUUAUGUUUAUUGGAACAAUCGUAGGCAAUAUAUUCAGCACAUAAUGACUACGGUUAGAAAUUUAUGUCGCAGAAUUCCUUUUCUCUA